Exophiala dermatitidis NIH/UT8656 is the source of this 2700-nucleotide messenger RNA. RefSeq lists its product as uncharacterized. The transcript has 5 exons. The record is from RefSeq and is a predicted model, not a curated record. Bases 834 to 2477 code for a protein of 547 amino acids. Lineage: Eukaryota; Fungi; Ascomycota; Eurotiomycetes; Chaetothyriales; Herpotrichiellaceae.
UGCAGUGAGCGCAGCUGUGCAGGCAGAGAGAUUUGGAGAGAUAGAUGUUUCUACGCUGGGAACAGACAACGACACCUUCCCUUCGUCCUCAAUAGCUUCACAAUCGUUGUCACGAUCAAGAGUUCAAGCUUGUCAGUAACCAACCCACGUGAAGAACCCUCAGGAACCAUCACGCAGUGACAACCCCACCGUGGACCUGGCCAGCACAGCACAGCCCCGUCACACCCUGAAAAGCCCCUGUCACUGGCAUCCUCCGGCACCCGCUUGUCCUGUUGGCAUGGAAUAAUGCGAUAUAACCAACAGCACCUGGCAAACAUAUCACAUCCACCUCUUUAAGAGAACAACACCUUCAUUCUUCUCACCCAGACACUAUUCUCAAGUCUUCCUCUCAACUCUGUUGCUCGAAUCCAACAAAACCGAUUCUCUGCUGGACGACAACCAUGGGUCUCGCUUCCAAACUGGCCGCAGCAAACGCUGCUUAUCCCGGCGGUCCUCCGACAAGUCUGCAACCUGGCGGCGGUGCUCCCGGUGGCUAUGGUCAAUCUGCGGGCCAACCCGGCGGACAACAGUAUCAAGCUUAUCCCGGCGGUCCUCCUUCGGUGAGCCUUCCCCAACUGUUUCCAUCCGUGUCAACUUGCGCCCGGCUUCUCUCGGCCAGUUUUUGGCCAACUUGAAAUUCAUGGUUGCGUCAUUUGUAUUUGGCAUAUCCACCCCAAGCCCGCCGCCCAGCUGCGGUGCAAACGAACACGUCUAUUUUUAUUCCUUGCCUGCAAAUUGUUUAUCUCAGCUGCAUUCACGCUGCAACCCCUUUGAAUUGCUACAUUCGACCAACCAUGAGCAAAUUCUCUCGCCUGGCAUCGUCGGCGCAAGGUGCCGGAGGAGCUGCUGGGUAUCCUGCCGCGCCUGCGCCCACACCUUACGCCUCUCAGCCAGCAGCACCACCAUCGCCCUAUGCGCAGCCUCCAGUGCCUCCCCGACCAAGCGCAUCACCUCAACCAUAUCAGCAACCGUCGUGGCAAGCGCCCCAGCCGCAGCAGGCGCCAUAUGGUCAGCAGUUAGGUGUGCCGCCGCAGGGAGGCGGGUAUCAGUCGCCGCAACCACAGCCGGCGUAUACCUCAUACCAGUCACAGUAUCAAACGCCAAAUCAAUACGGACAACAACCAUAUCAACAACCCCCAAAUCAAUGGGGCCAACAGCCGCCGGCCGGUGCCUAUGGAUACGGUGCCCCACAAGGACAAGGACAACCUCCCUACCCAGGUGGCCCGACACCCGGCGGUGCACCACCUCAGCAGUAUGGAGGACCUCCAGGCGGACCACAAGGCGGCGCUCCUGCCGCACCGGUGGGCAAUGUCCAGGGUUACAAGAGCCUUCUCCAGGCAACAAUUCAAGAGAAGAACUUGCAGAACUUCUAUCCCCCAGGCCACCCGGUCCUUGACCAGAUCGCAAGUCGAGCUACUCAACAGGUUGCGCAACUGGCCCAGACAUGGCGCACUAGCCCUGAAAUCGCCUCGGACAUUGUCAAGCUGGCCUUGUACGACGUGGUGCUGUAUAUCGACGACAGCGGAAGUAUGCAGUUCGAAGAGAAUGGCGAGCGGAUCGACGAUCUGAAGCUGAUACUGUCACGCGUCGCCUUCGCAACUUCGCUUUUCGACGACGACGGGAUUCAAGUCCGCUUCAUGAACUCGCCGGAACAGGGGAAUAACAUUCGCAACGAACAACAGGUCAAUGAGUUGAUUGCUCGCACUCGGUUCUCGGGUCUCACUCCAAUGGGACGAGAACUACAAAACAAAAUCCUGGGACCAUUGGUUUUGGAUCCUGCACGACGUGGAGCCCUGCGCAAGCCGGUGUUGGUCAUUACCAUCACAGAUGGUCAACCCACCGGGGAGAACUCAUCGGAUGUUGCUCGAAUUAUCAAGGCAGCCUCGGACGAGCUGGCUAGAAACCCUCGUUAUGGCAAGGGAGCCAUUGCAUUCCAGUUUGCACAGGUCGGCAAUGACUUGAAGGCCCGUGAGUUCUUGAGCAAGCUUGAUGAGGAACCCGGUAUUGGUGAUAUCAUUGACUGCACAUCCAACUACGAAGUCGAAGCCGAUGAGAUGUCUCGAGCCAACCCGCCAGUCCAGCUGACCCCUGAGCUAUGGCUGAUCAAGCUGCUUCUGGGAGCGAUUGACUCGUCCUACGAUACUAAAGACGAGAAGAGUGCCGCACGACCUCCUCAGGGCGGAUAUGGUGGUCCUGGCGGCCCCGGCGGAUAUGGAGCUCCUCCAGGUCAAGGUGGCUACGGAGGCGGAUAUCCUCCUCAAGGUGGUUAUGGAGGACAGCCGGGUGGAUAUGGUCAACCACAAGGAGGGUAUGGACAGCCACAGGGCGGAUACGGCCAGCAACCACAAGGUGGUUAUGGCAGACCUCCUCCAGGUGCACCACAAGGAUAUCCACCACAGCAGGGUGGUUACGGCGCACCGCCGCCACCAAGAUACUGAGCAACGACGUGAGUCGACUCUGGCAAAGGAUGGCAUCCACGUCAAUGCUGCAAUGAGUGAAAGUUGUCCGAACAGAUACGUGGGAAAGUUGGCUGGAGACAAUGGUGGUCCUGUAGCUACUAGCUAUGGACCGUGCUGGAACUGAAGAACAAGUACUAGUACUCAAAAAGUCAGAGCAGGUAUGACUUGACCAAUACCAAUAAUGCAUACCUUAUAACCACAA